CAGGCGCGCACGCGCAACUCCAGGGAGGGAGGGAGGGAGGGAGCCUCCCCGCGUAUUUCCUUCAACGGACGCGCGAGCGCGCGCCUAGUAGCCGGCGCGUCGAGACCAACGCGAGUUCGUCCGAGUCCAACUCGCGGAGGAGAAAACGAGACCAAGCGGCGGGACGUCACGACAAGCGACGACCGACAACCGAGCAGUGGAGAGAGAUGACGGCGCGUCCCGCGGCCGGCGGGCCGGUCCUGAUGGCGGUCCUGCUCCGGGUCCUGGUCUUGGUCUCCGGGUACACCUUGGACGUGGAACGGGCGCUGCGCUUCGACGGAGCUCCGGCCUCCAUGUUCGGAUACUCGGUGCUGCUCCACCGGCACGGGAAGCGCAGCUGGUUGCUGGCGGGGGCUCCGGUGGACAACUCUUCUUCGUGGCCUUCUUCUUCGUCGUCUCCAGGCGGCGUUUACCGUUGCGCCGUCGGCGCGGAGCGACCCAACUGCCGGCUGAUGCCCGCCGACACGACGGCGGAGUGCGGGAAGACGUGCUGGGCCGAGAGCGACCACCAGUGGUUGGGCGUCAGCCUGUCGGGACAAGCCGGCCGGCGCGGCGGAGCGGGAGGACACGUCCUGGCGUGCGCGCACCGCUGGAAGAACGUCUUCUACUCCAGGAACGACGGGCAGAACAACAAACUGCCGCACGGCCUUUGUUAUCGCUAUGACGACAGCCUCACGCACGCGCAGGCCAUCAUACCCUGCUACAGAGACCACCAGAGGAAGUUUGGCGAGGAGUACGGCUCCUGCCAGGCCGGAAUGGCCAACCAACUGGCUCAGGACCUGAUCGUCAUGGGCGCUCCGGGGACGUCGUACUGGACGGGUUCCGUGCUGGUCUUCAACACGUCCGGCGGCGUCAUGUCCGCCUACCUGGACCACGACGGCUCGGUGGGCUUCGGAAGCUACUUGGGCUACUCGGUGGACGCGGGGCACUUCCUGGACGCGACUACCUUGGAGGUGGUGGGAGGCGCUCCGCAGUACAACCAGAGGGGAAAAGUGUUCAUCUUCUCAGUGGACGGCAACAUGCUACGUGUGCUAACUCACGUGUCAGGAACAGAGCUCGGCUCCUACUUUGGCGCGAGCGUGCGCGCGGUGGACCUGAACGGCGACCAGCUAUCGGAUCUCUUGGUGGGCGCUCCCAUGGCGACGGGCGCCAGCAGGGAGGAGGGCCGCGUUCACGUCUUCCUCAACCGGGGGCGGGCGCAGCUGGUGGAGGCGGAGUUUCAGCUGAGCGGGGGCGGCGCCCACGCCGCCCGAUUCGGGGAGACCAUCGCGGACUUGGGGGACCUGGACGACGACGGCUAUCCGGAGGUGGCGGUGGGGGCCCCCCAGGAGGACGAUCUCAAAGGGGCCGUGUACAUCUACAACGGCGGGAGACGCGGCAUCUCGCAAACGCCAUCGCAGAGGAUCAGCGGGGCGGCGCUGGGCGCUGACCUGCGCAUGUUCGGCCAGUCGCUGAGCUCGGGCGCGGACGUCGACGACAACGGCUACCAAGACGUCGCCGUGGGCGCCUUCCUGUCGGACGCCGCCGUGGUCCUCAGGUCUCGUCCCGUCCUGCGGGUGGCGGCCUCGCUCGUCCUGCCCGAGAACAUCCGGCGGCAGGCGGCCAGCAUCGACGUCGGCGUCUGCUUCCGAGUCACCUCCAGACACUACAAAGGAGCCGUCGAUCUUCAGUACAACCUGACCUCCGACCUCCUCCGCCAGCCGUCCUUCCCCCACCGUUUCUAUUUCCACGGCAACGGCUCAUCCAAUAGCACCAGGGCCCGCGUCAGGCUGCGCCUCGGACAGCUCGGCUGCACCAACCACGUGGCGUAUCGGAAGAAGGACGUGCGCGACGUUUUCACGCCGGUCCGUUUCAAAGUGUCCUACGGCCUGCGCAAGACGACCGCUCCCAAGCACGCCGGCAAAGCCUUUGCGCCGCUCAGGCCGGUCCUGCAGAGGGCGGCGGGGAGCGGCAAUACCGUCAGCAACCAGACGCUGUUCGCUCGCCGCUGCGUCCUGGCCAACUGUUCGACGGACUUGCGACUGGACGCCGCGCUGGUCCUGCCUGGGGGCGCCGGCUACUUUGCGGCGGGCUGCGGCGGCGGCCUGAUGCUCAAUGCCAGCCUGGCGGUGGGCGGAGACGACGCCUUCCUGCCGCGGCUCGCCCUGCGCUUGCCCCGCGACCUGCACUACGUCAAAGUGGCGGACAACGAGGACGAGGUGGUGAGUUGCGACGUCGCGGAGGAAGCCGACCGCACGGGGGCCACCGUCAGCUGCAGCUUCUCCGGCCUCAUCCUGCCAGCUGGCUCCCUGGUGAACGUCAGCUUCCUGUUGGACGUCAACCGCAAUGCCACACCGGGCCACCUGGUGGUUGAAGCCCGCGCCGACAGCGAGAACCUGGAAAGCUCCGAGUAUCUCCACGACAACGCCGUCACCUUGUCCCUUCCUCUCAAGUACGCCGUCGACGUCAGCAUCCACGGUUUUGUGACGCCGACGUCGUUUGUGUUUGGAGACGAAGACGGCGCGGCGGUCCAAUGCUACUCGCAAAGCUUCAACUACACGUACAAGGUGUUGAAUUCGGGUCCGAGCAGGUCGCCGGACACGCUGGUGGAGGUGACGCUCCCCAAGCUGCUGACGCCGUACCCGCACCGCUUGCUCCAGGUGGCGCACUGGCAGACGUCGCAAGGCGCCUGCUACGUCAGCGACGCGACCGUCCCCGUCGUCGACGACUGCGACGUCCCGCGGGCGUCCCUCUUGAAGCAAACGGUCUUCUUCUUCUCGCCCACCUCCACGCGCAACAUGUUCUGCGGGCGCGGCGACCAGCUGUGCGAACGACUUCUAUGUCACCUGGGCACCAUCGAGGCCGGUCGAGACGCGACCGUUCGGCUGGAAGUGCGACUCAACCCGGACGUCCUGCUGCAAGCGCCCGGUCGCCACGGCGUGGUCAUGCUGGAGAGCAGGGCGCUGAUGUCAUCGCCCAAGAAUGACCAACACACCGUCCUGGAGCGAGAGCGAAGCCCCGCCGCGCAGGUGGUGGUGGAGGCGCACUUCAGCCGAAAACCGUCGUCGGCCAUCAAGGUGCUCAUCGUGGUGGUGGGUUUGCUCGUGGGUCUGAAGAUCCUGGCGGCACUCGUCUGGUGCUUGUGGAAGGCGGGUUUCUUCAAGCGGGCCUCGCAGAAGAGCGAGGACGAGGAGGAGGAGUUGAAGCGCGACAGCUGGGACUACGUCCCCAAACGCGGCGUCAGGGGCGAGAGCGCGUCCUAACGACACGCUGGGGGGGGCGCCGAAACGGAGAAGAAACUUCGGGUUUCGCCGAGACAGCGCUUCCUGUUGGCGGGUGACCCUUUCUGCCGGGACUGCAGCGCUUCCUGCUCGGUGGCCGCGGCUUCCCGCUACACUUCCUGCCCGAUGUGAACCCCCCCCCCCAAAAAAGGCUUCUUCAAGCACACUGCUGCUACACUUUCCUAUUGCUGUCCUGACAUUUCCUGCUGAGCGAUGAGACUUUGUGCCUGGAAUGCAACACUUGCGGCUCCGCUUUGCUGUCACGUGACCGCCCGUUGAAGUCACUGUCAACCUUUUUUCCGAAUCUUGUUUUUAUUUUGACACACUUUCUCUUUUGUUUGUAUGUUUUUAAAGUGCCUUGAUUAUUUUUCCAUUAAUUGUAUGACAAAGAAGCUCGGAGCGCGUCACUUUGUGUCACCGGUGACGUUUUUUGCCCUCCUGAUGUCAACUUGUCGUCCACUGGAAAGUCUUGCUGCCCAGUCAGCAAAAUUGGUCUGGCAGACGCGGCACGUACGCUCGGCCCACGUACCUGGAUGAAUGACGGUCCUGCAGCGGCCCACGCCUGGCAUCCACGAUGUGGGCCCGGAUCUGAGCCGCAUUGUAAAACCAUAUCUGGCGCUAUUCCGGCCCGACGCUGGGCCAGAACGGGUUCCUGGUAUCAGCCCGAAUUCAACCUCAACUAAGCCGCAUCUUUCAUGAGCCACAUUUGAGCCGCAAUAAAAAAAAAAAGACUGUGAUAAAAAGAUGUUUAUUGUCAUAAGUUGUGAACCUCACAUAUAACACCACAUACACUUUUCUUUAUUCAACAGUGAACACAAAGUCCAAAUUGGGAUGCAGCUUACCCUUGAACUGUAUUUUUCUGUCCAUCAAAUUGUUGAGCUCGCCAUGUACUCUUUUCUUUUCAUGCGCUCCUUCCUGUCACCAUCCCGAACAGGAGCCAGAUGAAGCCAUCUUUGAUUUGUGACAUCAAUUUCCUGGUCUGAGGCCAUGUGUAGUAAGGCGUUUUUAGCCGAAAGAAA
Messenger RNA from Hippocampus zosterae (dwarf seahorse), 4318 nucleotides. It is a transcript of the gene itga4, whose product is annotated as integrin alpha 4. Bases 207 to 3281 code for a protein of 1024 amino acids. Gene Ontology annotation, biological process: integrin-mediated signaling pathway; cell-cell adhesion; cell adhesion mediated by integrin. The record is from RefSeq and is a predicted model, not a curated record. Gene Ontology annotation, molecular function: integrin binding. Lineage: Eukaryota; Metazoa; Chordata; Actinopteri; Syngnathiformes; Syngnathidae. Gene Ontology annotation, cellular component: external side of plasma membrane; integrin complex. The transcript is spliced from 29 exons.